AUGGCGAGAGCAACAGAAAAACGCAUAUACCUCACCCGGCAUGCGCAAGCUGCGCACAAUGUUUCCUCGGACUACUCUAUUCCCGAUGCUCCCUUGACGGCUCUUGGCAGAGCGCAAGCUGCAUCUCUACAUGCAUACACAGAGAAUAUCAUACACACUACUGCGGAACUCCUCGUAACGAGCGGCCUGCGCCGUACGCUGUCCACCACGGUCAUCGGCUAUGCUGCACUGCGGAGGAGAUUAGAGGCAGAGGGCAAGAACGUCAUUGUCUUGCCCCAGCUGCAAGAAUGCAACGAUCUGCCUUGUGAUACCGGGUCGCCUCGCCAAGUGCUUGAAGCCGAUCCAGAAUAUGCGGGUCUUGACCUCAGCCUGCUGAUACCUGAUUGGACGUCAAAACGCGGAUUCUACGCAUGCGACGCAGCUUCUCUUAAGGCGCGUGCUCGUUGGGCUCGCCAGUGGCUGCGGUCGCGUCCCGAGCGCGAUAUCGUCGUUGUCGGACAUGGCGACUGCUUGCGAUACAUCACGCAAGGCCAGAACUCCACUUCGCCGUGGGCUAAUGUGGAGGUGCGGGAGUACACCUUCGCGGUAGAUGAAGAGGACGACGUAGAGGGUGAUGCGUGGCUCACGCCGGUAAAGAAGUUAGUUCAGGAGGAACCCACCUCAUCUUCGCAAGCCCUCAGAAACUAG
Messenger RNA from Sparassis crispa, 687 nucleotides. Its product is annotated as Probable phosphatase. Gene Ontology annotation, cellular component: cytoplasm. NCBI's taxonomy places the organism in Eukaryota, Fungi, Basidiomycota, Agaricomycetes, Polyporales, Sparassidaceae. The transcript is spliced from 5 exons. Bases 1 to 687 code for a protein of 228 amino acids. Gene Ontology annotation, molecular function: phosphatase activity. The record is from RefSeq and is a predicted model, not a curated record.